UUGGACCGAAGUGGGCGGUAGCCCUGAGGGAGAUCCGGGUUCUCGUGCACGAGUAUGACGUGUGCAAUAGAAUCAAAACAGUGCGAGAGCCGCAGAGAGAGAGACCCGGCCGGCUCGGAGCUGCACAGGUUGCGGUAAAUGAACUGUAGAGAUGGAACAAGGUAACUUUGAUCCUUGCGAAUGCAUCUGCUCCCAUGAGCAUGCAAUGCGAAGACUGAUCAACCUGCUAAGACAGUCUCAGUCCUACUGCACAGACACGGAAUGCUUACAAGAGUUGCCAGGACCAAACUCUGCCAGUGAUGGAGGAAUUAGCGUUGCUAUGAUAGUGAUGGCAUGGCUUGUAAUUGGGUUCACUUUAUAUUUGUUAAGACCCAGAAGUCUCAGGAGACCCAGGACCGCUGGAAAACCCACCAGCCCACAUAAUAAUGAAGGUCCUGAGCCUCCAGCCCCUCCUGUAGACUAGCAACCGGCAGCCUCCCCGGACAGCUAUACAUUUGCACGACCAAAACGGCCAGACUACUCUCAGAUCGAUCAAUCUAUUUUCUCUCCUACAUCAAUGCAGUCGUGGAAUUGAGAAGGCUUCCAGAUACUGAGGUUUUCUUGAUGGAGCAGUGUAGUCGGUUCUUCCCUACUGUCUUUGUAACGCGUUUUAUCUUUAUGUGAAUCUCCAUAACAGUGAUUUGCUGAUUUUAUUUUUUUUCUGCCAUUUUUCCUUUGAUACUGUCCGGUCUUACAAACAAUUACUGAAUAUACCGUUCAGAUAUUGUGAAGAUGUACUAUAAUAGGUUAUGAAUUCCGAAGUUUAAAGUUAAAUUUGUUUCAUGUAGAAGCAUACAUUCCAGUUAUACUGAAGGAGUGCCGAGUAACAGCAGGAGGGCAACUGAAGGCAGGUGAUAAGUGCUUUCGAAACAGGAGUAGACUUUAAUUGUUGGAUACCCGAAGCGCCUGCACCGAUACGUUAGGAAAACGUAGAGGAUUUUCAGAUUGCAAAAUACAAAUACCGAAUAGUGAGUAAAGUAAUUGGACACAGGAAAAUUUUAAAUAAAAAAAAAAAAAUCACAACAUAAUGGGCUAUUAAGCUCACAAAGCUAGCCAGAAAGAAGUGAUGAGAGUCACCAAGACUAAUUUAAGGUGUCCAGGUUCGUGGGAGCUUCAUAUUCUUUUGAUGUUGGUGAUGUAUAUUUUAUUGUUAAUAUUUCAUACGUUUUAACUCUAUGGACUGUGCCCCUUUUUUGUUCUUUUUAUAAUUGUAACCCACAGAAUGUUUAAGGGACUGGAUGUUAUGUUGCCUGUUACCUACCGGUAUUUGGAAUCAAAGACAAUCUUCACCACAAACUGCGUUUAGAAGAACAACACAUUUACAUGGCCUAAUGUUUAGUUUUGGAUAAAAAAAGAUUAAUCUUAGCAUCGUUACUGAUUUGACUUGCAGGGUAAACACGUUUGAGAAGAUAUGUGGAAGAAUAAGAGGCUAACAUUACUUUUCUAUUGGGCUAAUACAUUCCUUUUGUUAACUUGCA
Molecule: messenger RNA, 1517 nt
Organism: Spea bombifrons (plains spadefoot toad)
Lineage: Eukaryota; Metazoa; Chordata; Amphibia; Anura; Pelobatidae
Gene: SMIM14
Product: small integral membrane protein 14
Exons: 5
Coding region: 152-463 (103 amino acids)
Cellular component (GO): endoplasmic reticulum
Source: RefSeq, a predicted model, not a curated record